UUUCUGAGUUAUCAUACAAGAAAGUCCUGACAAAAUGAGCGGAAGAGGCAAAACCGGUGGCAAGGCUAGAGCAAAGGCCAAGACUCGUUCUUCCCGUGCAGGAUUGCAGUUCCCAGUCGGUCGUGUCCACAGGCUGCUGCGCAAAGGUAAUUAUGCCCAGCGUGUUGGUGCCGGCGCACCCGUCUACCUGGCUGCUGUUCUCGAGUAUCUGACCGCUGAGAUUCUCGAGUUGGCCGGCAACGCUGCCCGCGACAACAAGAAGACCAGGAUCAUCCCCCGCCACCUGCAGCUGGCCGUCCGCAAUGACGAGGAGCUGAACAAACUCUUGGGCGGAGUGACCAUCGCCCAGGGCGGCGUCUUGCCUAAUAUCCAGGCAGUUUUGUUGCCCAAGAAAACCGAGAAGGCAGCUAAAGCCAAGUAAAGACUGACUAAC
Molecule: messenger RNA, 433 nt
Organism: Syngnathus acus (greater pipefish)
Lineage: Eukaryota; Metazoa; Chordata; Actinopteri; Syngnathiformes; Syngnathidae
Product: histone H2A
Exons: 1
Coding region: 35-421 (128 amino acids)
Cellular component (GO): nucleosome
Molecular function (GO): DNA binding; protein heterodimerization activity; structural constituent of chromatin
Source: RefSeq, a predicted model, not a curated record